Molecule: messenger RNA, 1669 nt
Organism: Loa loa (African eye worm)
Lineage: Eukaryota; Metazoa; Nematoda; Chromadorea; Rhabditida; Onchocercidae
Exons: 12
Coding region: 68-1669 (533 amino acids)
Molecular function (GO): 5'-nucleotidase activity
Source: RefSeq, a predicted model, not a curated record
UUGUAGCGAAGGUAACGCAAGUAUCAGUGCAAAUUGUUCGACAGUAAUAAAGGACGACAUCUCAAACAUGAUAGAAGACGGUGCGAGAAGGACUUACAAACGGGACCCCGCCCACAGGGUCUUCGUAAAUCGUAAUCUUCGAAUGGAGAAAAUCCGAUUUUUCGGUUUCGAUAUGGAUUAUACAUUGGCGGUCUACAGAUCACCAGAUCUAGAAAUUGUAACAUUUGAUAUGGUAGUGGAGCGUAUGAUAAGUCUAGGAUAUCCGGAAGAAUUGCGAUCAUUCAAAUACAAAGCUUUAUUUCCUGUACGAGGCCUUUGGUUCGACUAUGUUUAUGGGAAUUUGUUGAAAGUAGAUGGUUUUGGAAACAUUCUUGUUGGUGUUCAUGGCUUUCAUUACAUGAAGCCUUCUGAAAUUGAAGAGCUAUAUCCGAAUAAAUUUUUGCAUCUCUCCGAAAAUCGAGUUUAUGUACUGAACACCUUAUUCAACCUUCCCGAAACUUAUCUGGUUGCAUGCAUCAUCGAUUUUUUCGACAACAAUCACAAUUAUGCACCCACUGAAGAUCGUACAGGGAUAAAAAGUGGUGAUGUUUAUAUGUCAUAUCGUUCUAUAUUCCAAGAUAUACGUAGUUCGGUCGAUUGGGUGCAUUUCGAGAGCAAUAUGAAACAAAUUAUAUUGGAUAAUAAAGAAAAAUACAUUAUCAAGGAUGAACGUUUGAAACAGUUGCUGUUGCAAAUUCAUGAGAGUGGGAAAGAAUCUUUUCUUCUUACAAACAGUGACUAUUCAUAUACAAAUGGAGUAAUGGAAUACCUAUUAGGAGCGGACUGGACUUCGUAUUUCAAUAUCACCAUUGUUGAUGCUAAAAAGCCAAAGUGGUUUGCUGAAGGUACUGUAUUCCGUCAGGUUAACACCAAAACCAGUGCGCUGAAAAUUGGUACUCAUGUGGGUCCACUUGAACAAGGCCAAGUUUACGCCGGAGGUUCAUGUGAUGCAUUCAGAAGGUUGGUAAAAGCUCGCGGUAAAGAUGUUUUAUAUAUAGGCGAUCAUAUUUUCGGUGAUGUUUUAAGGUCGAAAAAGGCUAGGGGAUGGCGAACUUUCCUCGUUGUUCCCGAACUAGCUCACGAACUGACAGUGUGGACCGAACGCAAGCCGCUAUUUGAAAAACUGACACUGCUGGAUUCGGAACUGGCGGAUGCAUAUAAAAAUCUAGACAGUAAUUCGAAGGAAAAACCAUCAAUUGUACACAUUGUUGAUGCAAUAACGUUGCUUACACACGAAAUGGAUAACGAGUAUGGCAUGUUAGGUUCUGUUUUUCGCAGUGGCUCUCGGACUACAUUUUUUGCUUCACAAUUCAUUAUCCGCUUUUUAUUCUUCCGCGCACCAAUGACACUGAUGCCUCAUGAAUCCACUGUUGACCACGCAUCUGUCUUGACGCCAACAAAUCAUAUCAUACAGAAAGUUUCCGUCGGCAGUGAAGUUCGUGUUCUUAAAAUGGAUGAAACACCAUUUUGCCACGAAGAAGAAGAAGAGGAAGCUUCGAAUAGUGAUGUGGAAUUAGAUGUUGGGAAAACGGAUAGUUUGAGCGAAGAAUUAACAGGUCAGCAGUUGAAUAGUUUGGAUGUUAUUGGUAUUCCACCUGGACAUGUGGACGAUAUAUCAGAACAGAAAUAG